GCUUAACGAGCAAAAUAUAUUUAGGAGAUUUUAUCCAUGUUGUGUGGAGUUGUUCUGUAUGGUUUCCGUUUACAUCACUGUAAAAAGAACUGAGGUGAACAUCUUAUCUUAAAGUAAUAAAAAGGAGUAUGUGUAGUUAGUUUCUUUACAUAUGGUAACUCUUUCCUUGCGGUUAAAAAAUGCUCAUUAUAACUAACAAAAUUUUUGGUUUGGUGAAAGUGGAUUUCAAGUUGAGUCGUUAAUAAGUUUACAAUGAAAAAUAAAAUAAACUGAAUAUUAGGUGUUGAUAGCAAAUAAUAUUGGAAUUAAAAGGAUAAUAGUACCUCGCAACUAAAUAAUGUGUUCUGUUAUUAGCAUUGCCUUCUAUUGGUUUAUUUACCAUACUGCUAAUUUACCUCAGUGUUGUGGGCACGGACGAUUGAUUGAACCGCCUAGUAGGGCGUCAGCAUGGCGAUACGGAUUUCAGACGCCACCUAAUUACAAUGACCACGAAUUAUAUUGCGGGGGAUUUACACGUCAAUGGAAGCAAAACAAGGGCAAAUGCGGUGAGUGCGGGGACGCAUGGGAUUUACCUAAGCCAAGACCACAUGAAUUCGGUGGUUUUUGGGGAAAAGGAGUAAUCGUAAGGAAAUACUCAUCAGAAUCUGUUAUGCUUAUUCGUGUGGAACUCACAGCUAGUCACUUGGGGUAUUUUGAGUUUCGCAUUUGCUCACAACCACAUGCGCAGCAGGAGUGUUUCGAUCAACAUUUAUUGAAAGUACAGUCAGGAUUUCCGAGUCAAUCAAUAUCAACUGAUCUUGAAACUAGAUUUUAUCCGAGAAAUGGCAGUUUAAUAUAUAAUGUUAAAGUCCAACUUCCUAAAGGUCUGAACUGUAAUCAUUGUGUGUUGCAAUGGCGUUAUAUAGCUGGUAAUAACUGGGGUAUUUGUCCGGAUGGAAAUGGUGCUGUAGGCUGUGGACCACAAGAAGAGUUUCGCGCCUGCUCUGACAUCGUUAUAAAUGAUCACGAAUACAAACCCGAUUCUCCGUCCGAACCAAGGGCAACAGAAAGUCCAAAACACGGACAGACACAAACCAAAGAACAUUUCGAUCAAUUUAGUUAUAUCAAAUUGAUAAUUUCAUUAAUUUUGCUAGUAAUUUUCUUUAUAACAGUAGGCGUUGGGGUUUGGUUUAGAGCGACAAUUACACGUUAUGUCAAAACCAAUUUAUAUACCAGACUACGGAAAGCCCGCCCUUUCUCAUUAAGUAAUAUUGCAUCGAAGCCGGAACCAUCUUUAAGGACUAUCUCGUCUUCUAUGGAAGGUAAAACUUUAAAUUCUGCUGAAAUUAAGUGUGGUUUGACGCCACCAAUACCGCCACCAAGAUCAAAAAGAAACCUUCAUCUUGAGAAUAAUCACUUGUUUGCUCAAUCUUCAAAUUUAGAAAUAUAAAAAUUAAAUAAAGUAUAUUAUUUAUAAAAUAAAGUUAAAUGAUGUAUAAUCAAAA
This is a messenger RNA of Bactrocera latifrons, 1484 nucleotides long. RefSeq lists its product as uncharacterized. Bases 338 to 1429 code for a protein of 363 amino acids. The transcript is spliced from 4 exons. Lineage: Eukaryota; Metazoa; Arthropoda; Insecta; Diptera; Tephritidae. The record is from RefSeq and is a predicted model, not a curated record.